Molecule: messenger RNA, 324 nt
Organism: Acanthocheilonema viteae
Lineage: Eukaryota; Metazoa; Nematoda; Chromadorea; Rhabditida; Onchocercidae
Source: the annotation of a GenBank genome assembly
AUGCAUCUUCUCAGUACUUUCCUGUUGGCGAUUUGUACUGUUUUCGUUGUUGAAGCGUGCCCAUCACUGCUGGGAGGAGGAGGAGGAGGAGGAGAGGGCGGCAGAGAAGGAAAUGAAUUUCGAGGACCGCCGGGACGAGAUGGGAGUCAGGGACCUCAAGGAUCGCCAGGAAUGCCGGGGCCACCUGGUGACCAAGGAGAAACAGGACAGCCAGGACCAAGAGGUUCGCAGGGUGUGCCAGGUCCCAAAGGACCAAAAGGACAGCCGGGAUUGAAAGGUGAACGAGGACCACAAGGAGAUGANGGACCAAUGGGAGGAAGAUAG